UUCCCCUUCUCGGUUUUCUUUGUGCUUGAUAGUAAUGGUCAGACCUUCUUUUGUGUGCACAAGAUAAUAAUGCUUCAUAGAAGGUUAAAGAAUAUGAGAUCUUUCUUUGAUCCCCCCAUAGCUAUUGUUUUCAUGGUUUGCAUAGUUUCUCAUUAUAUAGUCUGGGAAGCAAACCAGACUUCUCCGAGGACAGCAAGAAGGAAGAACGCAUUCUUUACCUCGAAUCUCAGCUUUGCAGAUUCUUCAGAUAUUUUCUCAAUUAGCUGAGGCACAAGGCCUUCUGAAACUGAACGACUUUUCCGAUUUGCCCCAAGUUGAAUGGCAUAUACGCAGUCGAGUGCCACAGGUAAAAUCUUUCGGAGCAGGGAUUUCUUCAUGACCAUCAAAAUCAGAUCUCGUCUUCUGUCAAUGUAGAUCUUUGUGCCAUUUCUAGAACAGAUUGAAUGCUUCGCAAGGCGUGGUGGGUUUUCUGUUCUACUAGAAAAAAAACAUCAUAUUCAUGUUGUUUUUGGCUUUGUUAUUCUUUUUUGAGGUGACUCGAGUCCUGUUAAAUGGAAAAAAAGAAUGUAUGCUUAAUUCAUUCUUUUCCAUUUGGCACCAAAUCACCGUAUGUCAUUCAUGUCGAUGGAAUUAUGCCCAAAUUAAUGUACCUCUUCACUCUUUCUAGUUUCAGGGGUUUGCAAUCUUUUUCUUUCACCUGUUUAGAUAUGAGUCAGACUGUCAAGGAAGUUGCGAUUACCAUAACGACUAAGAUGAACAACUUGCCUCCUGUAUCCACCGAGUGUUGCAUCUAUCGAGUGCCUGAGAAGUUCCGCAGAGCAAACGUAGAGGCCUACACACCUCAAGUCAUCUCCAUUGGGCCGUUCCACCGUGAUAACACAGAGCUUCAGUCGAGUGAGGAGAUCAAACUGAGAUACUUGAAAGGCUUCCUCCGUCGCAUUAGGGCCGACCUCCUUGCUUGUACCAGAAUGAUCAGGGAAUCGGAAGACUGCAUUCGGCAAUGCUACCAAGAAAAUCUCACCCAAGGCAGCGACGAGCUCGUAGAAAUGAUCUUAGUGGACGCAGAUUUUGUAGUUGAGCUUUUCAUAAGGAACCAUUACGUUGAGCACCGAGACGAGAACGAUGAGAUCUACAGCAAGCAGUGGAUGAGCAACGGCGUAUUCCAUGACAUCCUGCUGCUGGAAAACCAAGUCCCAUUCUUUGUCCUCGAGAAUCUCUAUAACCUCACCGCAUUGAGGACCACUGUCACAUUCUUCAAGCUCAGCUACGAAUAUUUCAAAGAAGUCCUGCAUGGGCACGAGCUCGCAAGCACGAGAGUUCAGGUAAAGCACCUGGUGGACUACGUGCGAGCCCUGCAACUGCCCUUGUUCGCGCGGGGCGUAAUGUCCAAACAGGUCAAGAAAUUCGAGCUGACUCGGAGUGCAAAGGAGCUGAAAGAGGCCGGCGUCAAGUUCAGACGGGGCGAGGGAACUUCCUCCGUGCUUGAUGUUGUCUUCAAGGACGGGACCCUGGAGAUGCCACGCGUGGUUGUGCACGAGUGGACAGAGGUGUACUUCAGGAACAUGAUUGCGUACGAGCAGUGCCACCACGAAUACAAGUACAUCAGCAGCUGUGCCAUCCUCAUGGACAGCCUCAUCAACAUGCCUGAAGACAUCGACAUUCUAAUCGGCUGUGGAAUUUUGGAAAAUCAGCUUGGGAGCACGGACGCCGUGGCUAGUCUCAUCAAUGGCAUGUACAGGGAGACCAUGAGGGACUCCAGCAAGUUCCUCUACUCGAGCCAGUGUGAGAGCCUGAACAUGUACGGCCGGACCCGGUGGCACCGGAUGAAGGCUGCGUGGUACCAGUGGAGGGUCAUCCUCAAGCGAGACUACUUCAGCAACCCGUGGUCUGGGGUCUCCGUGGUUACGGCGGUGGUGCUGGUUGUUCUCACCUUGGUGCAAACCGCGUGUUCCUUUUUGGAUUUUUACGCGGGCGACACCUGGAGAUUGUUCCGUCGGCGCAAAUAGAAAGUCUCAAACUGGAUUUCCGUAUCCAAAACACACUUGUCAGUGGCCGCAUCACUUUUGAAAUAAAUCGUAAAGACCGCAAAGGAGAUCUUGAUGAAGCCCUGUAUAACUAUUGACUUGA
Molecule: messenger RNA, 2127 nt
Organism: Syzygium oleosum
Lineage: Eukaryota; Viridiplantae; Streptophyta; Magnoliopsida; Myrtales; Myrtaceae
Product: UPF0481 protein At3g47200-like
Exons: 2
Coding region: 552-2006 (484 amino acids)
Source: RefSeq, a predicted model, not a curated record